GAAUAUGGCCGUAAAAUCUACAAUGGACGGGUUCUAUGCAAACUCAUCGCCAAUGCAUGCAGUCUUGACUCGACUCAAGGGUCCGGACCUGGACGACCACUUGCGUUUGUUUGGAGCGAUUGACUGGUCAGCCACAAGUCUAGGAGCACUCGAUAGCUGGUCACAAGAAUUGGCAACUCAGGUUUUCUUGACUUUGCUCGUCCCAGACCCUCAAUCUCUGGUCUUGGGGCCCGACAAAGUGGUGAUAUACAACCAAGCGUACGGACGCCUCAUUCGAGAUCACCACCCGCAAUACUUUGGACGACCAGUAGCGCAGUGGACGGAGUGGAUGCCAUAUUUCGAAACGAUGGGUGCAAUCUAUCUACAGGCUGAGCAAUCUGGAAGAGCCUACAUUAGUAAGGCAUUUCCCAUGGUUGUGGACAGUGGUGGUUUCAAAGAAAACAUCGACUUCAGCUCUGCCGUCAUCUGUCUACCUCCGCCUCUGGAUGGAUUCCUUGGGUCUUUCAAAGAGAUCACGGCGACUGCUGCAGGUGACAGAAGGAUGUCGAUCUUGCAAGAUUUGGUAGCGUCAUGGAAGACGUCCUCUUCUUUGAAAGCACUUUGGUCAAACGUGCUCAAGAGCGUUGCUCCUUACCCAGAGUUGUUCCCAUUCUGCUCGUUGUAUACCACCACGCUAGCUAUACACAACGAUCCUUCGUUGUCGGAUUCAAGUGGCAACGAAUCUGACAAUCCUACCUACGUGCUCGAAGGGAGCGUUGGAAGCGUAGACUCAAGAUCUUCAAGCAUACCCCAGAAUAUUGAUCUCGGGACGGAAGAGGGCGGAGUGUCCUCAGACCCUUUCACCUCAUACUUCCAACAGGCUCAAAUGACCAGAGCCCCUACUCAUAUCGACGAAACUGACAUACCUACUGCACGCAAUCGCGGUGUCGGCGAAGCUUGUCGAGGAGCUGUAGUCUGUCCCAGUAGCUCCAACCAGCUAAGCCGAGUACAGGCCUUCCUGGUAUUCGGCCUGUCGACUCGUGAUGCUUACAACGAAUUAUACCAGCAGUGGGUAUCUCGACUACAGCGAGAGUUCGCCGACGUUGUGUCAUCGAUCCUUUCGACACAGGAAUCAGCCAGGAAGAAGCGAGAGACGACAAGGAGAUUGCGUCUUGAAUCGGAACUGGUCAACAAAGAGCUUGCACUCCAGAGAAAGGAAGCCGAACUUGCAGCACUCAGGGUCGAAAGGAUUACCAAGAUCGUAGGUUUGGCAAACGUAGCGAUCUUUGAGCGUGACUUGAGUGGCCGGAUUGUAUUUGCCAAUGUAUGUUCACUUGCUAUCAUAAACACAUGGAGACUGACACGCGCAGNNGAUGCCUUCUACAAACUUGUGGACUUUGAUGAGAACGCGGAUGCCGAGACAUCGUUUCUUCCGUGUGAACAUUGGAAUGCUUUACUGCGAGGAGAAGCCCGAACUUUUGAAACAAGGUGUCGUGAUGGCUGGGGUCUUUGCAGCGCAUUACCGACAAGAGAUGAAAACGGUAAGAUUGACGCUGUGAUUGGAGUGGUCACCGACAUCGAAUCACAGAAGCGGGCUGAACGGGAAGCCUUCGCAAAGCUAGAGGCCUUGGAGAAGGCACGAAUAGCUGAGCGUCGAUACUUCCGGUUUAUGGAAAUUAUCCCAAGCGGUAUCACCGUGGCAAACCAAGCUGGACAGAUUACAUAUGCUACAGAGGCAUGGUAUGAAAUGAGCGGACACCCGCACUGUGAGUUCAGCCAAACCAGGUGGCAAGAUAUUGUCCACCAAGAAGACUUGAAGCUCCUUGAGGGUAAAUUUUACGAGCUUUUGUGCGGCUCACAACCACUGGAGUUCCAAUUCAGAGUGCAGAAACCUUGGAUAAAUCCAGCAGGCGAAAAUUGCGGUAGUAAGCNNUCCUGGAUGCUCUGUAAUGUGCUACCCGAGUUCAGAGAUGACGGCUCCGUUGAGCAGAUUGUCAGUUCACUCACGGAUAUUUCUCAUCUCAAGUGGGCCGAGACAGUCAAUUUCAAUCGUGUUGAAGAAGCCAUUGAGAGCAAAAGACAUGCCUUAGCCUUCAUCGACAUGACCAGUCACGAAGUACGAUUCUGGAACACUGAGUUGGUGGCAGUACAGCUGACCGUGCUAGNNAUCCGGAACCCACUAGGUGCGGUAAUUCAUUGCGCAGACAGCGUUCUGGAGUCAUUGGCAGAGCUUAAANAACUGCUUCCCACCUGGACAAAACAGAGUCUAGAAACAGAUCCAGCAGGAUAUCAUCAGCACCUAAAACAAUUGAUUGACGCUGGGAUUGAUGCAGUCCACACCAUCUUGUCGUGUUCGGAUCAUAUGACGAACAUAAUCACCGACACGUUAACUCUCUCGAAGCUUGAUGCCAACCUACUACGGAUUAGUCCAUCCGCAGUGCGACCCGUGUCCAUACUCCAGGACGUCCAAAAGAUGUUUGAAGUCGAGGCCAAAAGACUGGAAGUCAACUUGAACACGAUUGCUGAUCCAUCUUUGAAUUUAUUGGACGCAGAUUGGGUGGCCAUAGAUCCUGGUAGGGUGAUGCAGGUCCUGAUCAACCUUGUGAGCAAUGCCAUCAAGUUCACAAAGACGAGAACAAGCGGGCCUAAGGACGUGACGGUACGCGUGGGUGCUUCGAAGACUCGUCCGUUGGACCUUCCGGUCGAUUUUACCAUCGCGAGAGCGCUUCAGGACAGUAUCUACGACACAGCCGAAUUCUCAGGAAACACCUGUCAUCUCUGGUUUACUGUCCAAGACACAGGCAUUGGGAUGAAUGCAGAAGAGCAGAACAGAGUCUUUUCACGAUUUGCACAGGGCUCCAUCCGAACUUACAAAACGUACGGAGGCUCGGGACUUGGCUUGUUCAUCAGCCGGACACUUUCAGAACUUCAGGGUGGUGAAAUAGGCGUUUCCAGCGAACCGGAUAAAGGUUCCAUCUUUGCGUUCUUCGUCAAAGCACACACGACUUCGCCACCGCAAGUGCAGGACGAUGGGAACGAGAUAGCUAGGCUUCCGAGCCCGGCAGCUCAAGUGCUUGGUCCAGGGAAGAUACCAGUCAGCGUGUUGAUUGUGGAGGGUAAAUUGAUCCGCAUCCUAUAUUAUCAACCCAAACUAACGGACCGAUCAGACAACGCCGUAAACCAGCGCGUGCUAGAAAGAAGCCUCAGGCUCAAAGGCUAUGUAACACACGUCGCAAACCAUGGACAGGAAGCGCUCGACUUUUUGAAAACGACCAGACUUUGGAAGAGCAAUGCAGACGACCCUGCUGCCCCCAAUGUAGAUGUCGUCCUCAUGGCAAGUUCUCAAUCCUCAUUCUAUCAUCAUCAUCACACUUAUACCCNNGUUUUCCAGGACGUAGAAAUGCCGGUCAUGGAUGGCCUGGAGUGUGCAAGAAACAUUCGAAACCACCAACGCCUAGGCGAGAUGAAGUCAAAUCUACCCAUCAUAGCCGCAUCGGCGAAUGCAAGGACUGAACAAAUCCAAUUGGCUCUACAAGCAGGAAUGGACGAUUCAAUCACAAAACCAUUUAGAAUCCCCGAGUUGACACCCAAAAUCGACUCGUUCGCUGCAUGGGCAAGAGCACAGGGG
Aureobasidium uvarum is the source of this 3607-nucleotide messenger RNA. The record is from the annotation of a GenBank genome assembly. NCBI's taxonomy places the organism in Eukaryota, Fungi, Ascomycota, Dothideomycetes, Dothideales, Saccotheciaceae.